AUGGAAGAGCAGAAGAAGAGACGAACGGAGGAGGGGAAGAAAUCGAACAGCGUGGUGGAGAGCACCUCGCCCUACCCCCUGAGGAGGAAAAGUAGCGCAGGGUCGGUGAAUUCGCAAAUCACAGAGACGAGGAAUAAACAGGGUGUCUACCCAAUUACGGAGGGUAACCUUAGAAUCCAGGAAGGAGAAGACAAAAACACCAAAGUAAAGGAGAUUCUAAAAAAGUACGUGAGUAAUGUUUUUGAAAAUGAAGACACCUUAUACAUUUACUGCAAGUACGUCAUGCUGCACUAUGGGAAGGAUCUAAUAAAUGCAGACCAAAUGGAUUCCCUAAACUUUCAGAUGAUCAACGGUGGAAUUACAAACAUCCUAGUGAAAGUGAAAGACACCUCGACGCAAAGUCAAUACCUGAUAAGACUCUACGGACCAAAAACGGAUAUAAUUAUUAACAGGGAGAGGGAAAAGAAAAUCUCCUGCAUUUUGUACGAUAAAAAUAUAUCCAAAAAAAUAUAUGUCUUCUUUCCAAACGGGAGAAUUGAAGAAUUCAUGGAUGGCUAUGCCUUAUCCAGGGAGGACAUAAAAAGUCCAAAUUUUCAGAAACUCAUUGCAAGGAAUCUCAAGCUUUUACAUGACAUUAACCUGAACGAUAGUUUGUAUAAGGAGCUGCAGGUAACGCAGAACGUCCCUGGAACGAGACCAUCCUUCUUGUGGAACACCAUCUGGAAGUACUUUAAUUUGCUGAAUGAAGAACGGAAGAAAAGUUGUUCCUUCGAUUCUAAGGCUAAUAUUUUAAAACUUAUCGACUUUGACAUGCUGCGGGAUAGCAUAAUUGAGGUGGAGAAGCUAUGCAAAGCGGAAAACUCACCCAUUGUACUUUGCCACUGUGAUUUGCUUUCCUCCAACAUAAUCAACACGGUGGAAACGGUUGACUCGCUUGGUGAUCCUUACAACGGGAACAAUGAUGGUGUUACCACCCCUGCGAACGACGGGGAAAAUAUCUCCUUCAUCGACUUCGAGUACUCCUGCCCCAUGGAGCGUGCCUAUGACAUAGCCAACCAUUUUAACGAAUACGCUGGGUUUAACUGCGAAUGGGACUUAAUUCCAUCCAAGGAGGAGGAGUAUUAUUUUAUAAAACAUUACCUAGGAACAGAGGAUGAGGAAUUAAUUAAUCAGCUGAUUAAGGAAGUACAACCGUUUUACGUCUGCUCGCAUAUCAACUGGGGUCUGUGGUCCCUCCUCCAAGGCAUGCACUCGUCCAUUGACUUUGACUUCAUGAACUACGGCAUGACUCGCCUUACUGCAUCCUGUCUGCCCAUUUUCAGAUCCAAGGUGUCCAAAAAGGAGGAGUAA
Plasmodium coatneyi is the source of this 1350-nucleotide messenger RNA. RefSeq names its product Ethanolamine kinase. Gene Ontology annotation, biological process: phosphatidylcholine biosynthetic process; phosphatidylethanolamine biosynthetic process. Gene Ontology annotation, molecular function: choline kinase activity; ethanolamine kinase activity. Gene Ontology annotation, cellular component: cytoplasm. The record is from RefSeq and is a predicted model, not a curated record. Bases 1 to 1350 code for a protein of 449 amino acids. The transcript has a single exon. Lineage: Eukaryota; Apicomplexa; Aconoidasida; Haemosporida; Plasmodiidae.